Manihot esculenta (cassava) is the source of this 895-nucleotide messenger RNA. RefSeq names its product fasciclin-like arabinogalactan protein 11. The transcript has a single exon. Lineage: Eukaryota; Viridiplantae; Streptophyta; Magnoliopsida; Malpighiales; Euphorbiaceae. The coding region runs from base 16 to 708 and encodes 230 amino acids. The record is from RefSeq and is a predicted model, not a curated record.
AAAAAACCAUCAAAGAUGAUGAAGCAAUUUCUCUUUUCAUUCUCUCUUUUUCUCUUCUUUCUUCAUUUGACCAAAACUCUAGCUUUGUCACCAGCAGCACCUCCUUCACCUAUUGGCCCUGCCAACAUCAUGAAAAUCCUUGAAAAGGCAGGCGAUUUCACCACUUUUAUCCGCCUUAUAAAAGCUACCCAUGUUGAUAUUCAGUUAUCCUCUCAACUUAAAAGCUCAAGUGAUGGCAUAACCAUCCUUGUUCCGAGUGAUACCGCGUUUUCGAGCCUUAAAGCUGACAGUUUAAACUCUCUAGCAGAUAAAGAGAAGGUGGAGCUGGUUCAGUUUCAUGUUCUUACACAGUUUCUGCUAUUUUCCCAGUUUGAUACUGUGAGUAAUCCUGUAAUGACACUGGCUGGAUCAGGUGGAAAGUUACUACUUAACAUAACAGUCACAGGGAAUGUGGUGAAUAUAACUACAGGAAUUGAUUAUGCAACCAUUUCUGAUACUAUUUAUUCAGACAACCAGGUUGCCAUUUAUCAGAUCGACAAGGUGCUGCUUCCUUUCGACCUUUUUGCUCCGGGGCCGGCAUCAGCAAAGCCGGCAGAGAGUCCUGAUAAUGAUGUUCCUAAGGAUGUUUCUAAAUCAUCAAGUUUAGUUUUGCAUUAUAGUAUUGUCCUCUUUGAAGUUGGCAUAGUUGCUGUAAUAGUCUCCUUGUGACACUGAAGCUGAAUUGAGUUUCUGAGUUUUAUCAAAGGUGAUGAUCAUCAACAGUUUCUUGAAUAACUUCUAAGUUUUAUUAGUUCUUUUGUGACUAAUAAAGAAUGCUGAACUUGUUGGAAUAUCGAAUCUUGAUGUAAUUAUAGACUAAUCAUCAUGAUAAAUAAAGGUUUAUCUAGACAAUAAU